Molecule: messenger RNA, 2636 nt
Organism: Triplophysa rosa
Lineage: Eukaryota; Metazoa; Chordata; Actinopteri; Cypriniformes; Nemacheilidae
Exons: 2
Coding region: 1444-2376 (310 amino acids)
Source: RefSeq, a predicted model, not a curated record
CUACCAAAAACAAUCCAAAGUUUUUAUAUAGUACAGUUGCUAAAUUAACAAAUAAACAGACAUCACCUGACCUGGUUAUUCCGCCGCACCUUGGUAGCAAUGAAUUCAUGAUUUCUUUUUACCGAGAAAAUCGAAAACAUACGAGACAAAAUAGUAAAAACCCAACCUCCAAGUCUGUCCUAUGAAUUAGUACCAACCAUCACCCCAAAAGAAAGGCUACAGUGUUUUUCACCUAUAAAACAGGAAGAUUUAAUUAAACUUAUUGCAACAUCUAAACCUACAACUUGCUUAUUAGACCCCAUACCAACUAAAUUAUUAAAAUAAUUAUUACCCGUUGCAAUUGAGCCCAUUUACUGUAUAACAUUAUCAACUCGUCAAUUAAUCUAGGCCAUGUCCCAGGACCCUUUAAGCUGGCCAUAAAUUAAGCCUCUUAUCAAGAAACCAAACUUAGACCCCAAUGAACUAGGAAACUAUAGACCGAUUUCAAAUCUCCCUUACCUGUCUAAAAUACUAGAAAAAGUAGUGUCCACUCAGUUGUGCUCUUUCUUACAAAAUAAUGACAUACACGAAAAAUUUCGGUCAGGGUUUAGACCGCAUCAUAGUACUGAAACUGCGCUCGUUAAAAUUACGAACGACCUGCUUAUAGCAUCAGAUAAAGGUAACAUCUCACUCCUAGUCCUGCUUGACCUUAGUGCUGCGUUCGAUACUGUAGACCAUAAAAUACUUCUAGAUCGCUUACACAAUUGUACCGGUAUUCAGGGACAGGCACUACAAUGGUUCAGAUCUUACUUAUCAGACAGACAUGAAUUUGUCCAUUUAAAUGGGGAAUCAUCAAAUCUAACGCAAGUAAAUUACCCCAGGGAUCGGUUUUAGGACCUUUGCUAUUCUCCAUAUACAUGCUGCCCCUUGGAAACAUUAUUAGAAAACAUGGAAUUAGCUUCCACUGUUAUGCAGAUGAUACUCAGCUAUAGUGUUGUCAAAAGUACCGGUACUUCGGGUCCAAGUCGGUACCUAAAAAUAAAAAAGUUGUCGGUACCUAAUUUUCAUAAGACCCGGUGCCACCGACGUACCGGGUCAACCGGGUACUGAUGCUCUGUCUGACAGGUUGUCAGUCGGAAACUUUUUAUAGACGCAAUAAGACGUGAUGAGCGGAUAAACGCAGCUCCGAUCCACAAGAGAUGCGCGCAGAAAUACUUCAGAUUCAAGUCAUAUCACGAAGAAAACGAACAGAGUUUUGUGGUGAAACGAGGAAGCAUCCGGAUUUAAGUUAACAAGUUCAAGCGCAGCAGACUGAGGAGGAUGUUCAUCAGCAUGAAAGACCCCAGUGAGCACACAACAGUUUCAGCAACAAUUAACUUAUACUUCAUGUAUACAAAAUGGCAUUGCUUUCUGUACAUUUAUAUUAACAAUGAGCUUUAUUAAUAAAAUUGUGUUUCAAUUAGCAUGUACUGGUGUUUUGCUUUGGUACUGAAAUUGGUACCGAGAACCGUGGAAUUUUACUGGUAUUGGUACCGACUACUGAAAUUUUGGUACCGUGACAACACUACUCAGCUAUAUAUCUCAUCAAGACCAGAUGAUUCCUUCCAGCUAUCCAAAUUGGCAGAGUGCAUCGAAGAUAUAAAACAUUGGAUGACUUGUAAUUUCCUUCUAUUAAAUUCUAAUAAAACAGAAAUAUUACUUAUCAGACCAAAGACACGUGAGCAGAAUAUUUCAGAUUAUAACCUGCAAAUUGAAGGCUGCACUGUUGCUCCAACAAAUACAGUUAAACACCUAGGCGUUAUAUUAGACAGCAACCUGUCAUUUAAAAAUCACAUCUCAAAUGUCACAAAAACAGCCUUCUUCCACCUCAGAAAUGUGGCCAAGUUACGAAAUAUUUUAAGUGUUGCUGACGCAGAGAAGCUUAUUCAUGCAUUUGUGACCUCAAGACUUGACUACUGUAAUGCACUACUUAGUGGUUGUCCUGCAUCAUCAAUAAACAAACUACAGUUGGUUCAGAAUGCAGCUGCCAGAGUUCUAACCACGUCCAGAAAAUACAAUCACAUAACCCCAAUGUUAUCAACCCUUCACUGGUUACCCAUUAAGUAUCGUAUUGACUUUAAAGUUCUUUUAAUCACUUAUAAAGCCUUAAAUGGUUUAGCCCCUACCUACAUAACAGAGCUUCUACCACACUACAACCGAUCACGCUCUCUAAGAUCUCAAAACUCCAGACUUUUGAAAACACCUAGAAUAACUAAAUCCACCAAAGGGGGUAGAGCUUUCUCAUACGUAGCACCUAAACUCUGGAAUAGCCUUCCCGAUACUAUUAGAGGGUCAGACACACUCUCCCAAUAUAAAUCUAGAUUAAAGACACAUUUUUUCAGCCAAGCAUUCACUUAAUGCAAAAUAUGCUAAAUAAACCACCGGGAGACUGCAUUUAUUAGAUAUUAUUUACUAGAAUAAUCUUGCUUGUUCUAUAAACACCAUGCACUGUGCUGUGUUUUACCUUUUUGUGUGUUUUUCAGUUUUUCUUAUUUUCUCCUGUAAAGCUGCUUUGGAACAAUGCACAUUGUGAAAAGCGCUAUAUAAAUAAAAUUGAAUUUAUUUUUCAUCUUCCAAAAUCCACAAACUAUUCUGAUAUAUACAUUACCGGUCAAAAG